Messenger RNA from Polistes dominula (European paper wasp), 2181 nucleotides. RefSeq names its product hrp65 protein. The record is from RefSeq and is a predicted model, not a curated record. Gene Ontology annotation, molecular function: RNA binding. Lineage: Eukaryota; Metazoa; Arthropoda; Insecta; Hymenoptera; Vespidae.
GAAGAAGAAGAACAAGAACAAGAACAAGAAGAAGUUCCUCCAUUAUAACAAGCACGCAUCAGCAUCAGCAGAAAUAGCAGUAGAGGACAAGGGAGGUGAGAAAAAAGGAGGAAGGUUAAUUUUGGAAACCAACUUACCUUCCUCUGCUCAUCCUCAAAGAUUAUUACGACGUUAAAAAAAUAUGGCGGGAACCGAGACAACUAACGUUAAACCAGAAGUAUUAAAUCCAUCAUCCGAAACGAACGAAAAUAAUGCAAGAGAAAGGAAUGUUCAAGGCGGAGGUGGAAGUGGUGGAGGAGGUGGCGGAGGAAGUGGUGGAGGCGGUGGAGGAGGAGGAGCAAGUGGAGGUGGAGGAGGUGGUGGCGGCGGCGGAAAUAAUCGUGGACCUCGUGGUAGAAAAGGAGGAACAAGAUUCUCUGGUGGACGACUACCUGUAAUUGGUGGAUUCAGAAACGAUGGACCGAUAAAAAUGAGUGACUCCAUGAUUGAAGGUGGCUUGGAUAAUGCAAUGUCCGAUGGUAUGGGAAAUAUGGGAGGAAUGGGAGGUUUAGGUGGUAUGGGACCCCGUGGAGGAGGUGGUAUGCGUGGCGGUGGUGGAGUAGGAGGAGGUGGUGGACGAGGUGGUGGUGGUGGCGGCGGCGGUGGCGGUGGUGGAGGCAGAGGCGGAGGAGAUAGAAAUAUAGGCAAUCGUUCUCAAGAUGAUCGAUUAAUGGAACGAAUAAUGGCCAUAAGUGGUCCAACACAUGAAUUAUCACCACAAGAAACUGCCGAAAAGAAAUUCAGUGGACGUAAUCGUUUGUACAUUGGUAACCUUACUAAUGAUGUUACUGAAGACGAAAUACAAACGAUGUUUACACAGUAUGGUGAAAUAUCUGAAUUGUUUGUUAACAAGGAAAAAAAUUUUGCAUUCCUUCGAAUGGAUUAUCGUGUUAAUGCUGAAAAAGCAAAACAUGAAUUAGAUGGUACAAUGCGUAAAGGACGUGCACUUAAAGUACGAUUUGCACCUCAUUCAUCUACAAUCAAAGUUAAGAAUCUCACUGCAUGGAUUUCAAAUGAAUUAUUGGAAAGAGCAUUCAGCGUAUUUGGAGAAAUUGAACGUGCUAUCGUAAUUGUUGAUGAUAGAGGGAAGUCAACAGGUGAAGGUAUCGUUGAGUAUUGUAGAAAACCAUCAGCUCAACUUGCUUUAAGAAAGUGUACAGAAGGAUGUUAUUUUCUUACUGCUUCUCUUCGACCAGUUGUCGUGGAACCUUUUGAACAACAAGACGAUAUCGAUGGUUAUCCUGACAAAAAUUUACCCCGUAAGAAUCCAGAAUUUUUCAAAGCUCGUGAAAUUGGACCAAGAUUUGCUCAAAUAGGUAGCUUCGAACAUGAAUAUGGUACAAGAUGGAAACAAUUACACGAAUUGUACAAACAAAAAGAAGAAGCAUUGAAACGUGAAAUGGCAAUGGAAGAAGAAAAAUUGGAAGCUCAAAUGGAGUUUGCAAGAUAUGAGCAUGAAACCGAGUUAUUAAGAGAACAAUUACGUAUGCGAGAAGCUGAUAGGGAAAGACAGAAGAGAGAAUGGGAGAUGAAAGAAAGACAAGCUGAGGAACAAAGAACACGAGAAGAAGAAUUAAGGAGACGUCAACAAGAAGAAAUGGCAAUACGUAUCAGAAGACAAGAAGAAGAAUUGCAUAGGCGACAACAAGAAAAUAAUUUGUUCAUGCAGGAGCAAGCGAUGAGAGGCGGUGGUGCAGGAGGUGGUGGCGGUGGAGGCCUCGGUGGUGGAAAGAAUUAUGAUUCCGUUAGUAAUAGUGAUCGCGACGGUUAUGGCCAACCUGAUGGUGGAAGCAGCAUGCCAGUGGAUCCAAAGUCGUUUAUGGAUGCAUACAAUAACAUGGAUCGUGGUAGUCGUGGUGGUGGUUAUAGCGACGAUCGGGGUCAAAUCAUGGAUUUAAUGGAUAUGAGAGUAGAUAUGGGUAACAUGGGUGGUGGUCGUGGUGGUAGUGGUGGAGGUGGACGCUGGCAAGGAAAUGAUCGUAAUCGUCAAGACGAUUAUCCUAAUAAAAGGAGACGUUAUUAGAGAUAUUAAACAAAACAUAAACGUAUGACAAACAUUUUAAAGGAACUGAAAGGAUUUAUUAUUAAGGAAAAACAAAAAAAAACAUACAAAACAAACAAAAAAAAAGAUUAAAAAACACU